CAAGCAAUUGCGAUAUAAAAUGCAACUCAUUGCAUGGUCAGUGACUACAACACCAAACCUGCCCUGUGCUAAGGUCUUCACAAGAGUUCAUUCCCUGCUAGCUCGAACUCUUUGCAGCUUCAAUCAUGACUACAACACUGGAGACACCACGAAUAACGGAGCUCCAUGUAAGGAUGGACUGCAAUGGCUGCGGGAACAAGAUCAGGAAGACCCUGAGUGCCAUUGAUGGUGUUAGCGAAGUAUACAUAGAUCAAGCAACCCACAAGAUCACGGUGGUGGGGAUGGCCGAUCCUGAGAGGCUCGUCAAGGCCAUCAGGAAGACCAAGAGGGUCCCCACCAUCUUCUCUCACACCGACCCCGCCGCCACCGCCGCAGCCGAGGCUCAGCCGCCUCCCCCUGCCGAGGCCGAAGCCGAAGGGGAGGCCCAGGCGGCUCCACCACCUCCCGCCGACCCGCCAGCAGCCGACGCCGCUCCUCCUCCAGCAGCAGCAGCAGCAGAAGUAGAGGAGGCCGUACAAGCUGAGGCGCCGGCGCCAGAGAACAAGGAGGCAAAGCCGGCAGAGACCCCGGCGGCCACCGUGGUACGCACAGUACAUGACGGGUACGGCCAUGGUGGCCACCACAUGCACAGUGAGCACUGGGCGAAGGCGAACCACUCCAUGGACAUGCAUGGCGUCAGGUACGAAGCAUCACCUUACCUAGCCGAGUACGGCGGCUAUGGUGGUGGCUUUCCGGUGCAACAAGGCAGGUACUACAUCCCUGCAGAGUACUACCCGGCAAGGGGCAAAGGAGAUGACACCCAGAUCACUACUAUCUUCAGCGAUGAGAACCCAAACGCAUGCAGCAUAGCGUGAGAUAUGAGACCCAUAGUCCCAUAUGUAGCAAUCUGCUCAAGGAAUUCGUUUCUACAUAAACAGAUCAUCUAGGCCUAAUUUGGCCUAUGUACGAAUUAAUGGCCACUGUGUGAUUCAAAUAUUGGGUUUAUGUGAUGUAGUAAUGGAAAGGGAACAAUAAGAUGCUUAACGUGUACAUAGUGGGAGAUGAUUUUCCUGGCAGCAAUCACCACUAUUUUCACUA
Molecule: messenger RNA, 1077 nt
Organism: Sorghum bicolor (sorghum)
Lineage: Eukaryota; Viridiplantae; Streptophyta; Magnoliopsida; Poales; Poaceae
Product: heavy metal-associated isoprenylated plant protein 5
Exons: 3
Coding region: 126-854 (242 amino acids)
Molecular function (GO): metal ion binding
Source: RefSeq, a predicted model, not a curated record